This is a messenger RNA of Dreissena polymorpha, 2583 nucleotides long. Its product is annotated as protein O-glucosyltransferase 1-like. Bases 194 to 1402 code for a protein of 402 amino acids. The transcript has 10 exons. Gene Ontology annotation, cellular component: endomembrane system. Lineage: Eukaryota; Metazoa; Mollusca; Bivalvia; Myida; Dreissenidae. Gene Ontology annotation, biological process: positive regulation of Notch signaling pathway; protein O-linked glycosylation. The record is from RefSeq and is a predicted model, not a curated record. Gene Ontology annotation, molecular function: UDP-xylosyltransferase activity; UDP-glucosyltransferase activity.
CACUUAAUUCAAAAGGAUUAAAAAUACUUUUUUUUCUAAAUAUGUUAGAUAAAUAUCGCUUAACUUCAAUCAAAACACCUCUUUCCAUUUCAAUACAACUAAGCAUAAACAUUAAAGGUUUUUAAUUACGUCAUUGAAAACACAAUAAUUAUUGCCCUUAGAUUACUCUUCAAUUAAAGGAUAAAAGCUAAAAAUGAAAGUAAACACGUUAGCGUUUUUCUUCCUGGUUGUCUCCUUUGUUACUGCAAUUGACGAUAAAUGUUUGGCCGACGGCGGUGAAAAAUGUACAGCACCACCAAAUACAGACCACAGUAAAUCAAAAUAUAAUAAAGCAUCAAACAAGAAAUGGGAUAGAUACUUGAGAGAAAUUGAGCAGGCAGUGUCCCACUACCAGGAGUGUACACAGGAAGGAUGCAGUUGUCAUGAAAGUGUGAUCAACAAUGACCUUUCUGUGUGGGUCAAGGACGGUAUCUCCAGAGAAAAACUUGAGGCGGCGAAGCCCAGAGGAACGCACUACCAGAUUAUCAAUCACAAACUGUACCGAGAGAAAGACUGCAUGUUCCCAGCAAGAUGCAGUGGAGUGGAGCAUUUCAUAUUAGAGAUCAUCAAGAAGCUGCCAGACAUGGAAUUCAUACUGAACACCAGGGACUGGCCCCAGUCACCCAAGUUUCACGACCCACUGCCAGUGUUCUCCUUUAGCAAAGUGGACUCCCAGAGUUGGGACAUUAUGUACCCAGCCUGGACAUUCUGGGAGGGGGGUCCGGCAGUGUGGCCUAUCUACCCCACAGGCCUGGGAAGGUGGGAUGAGCAGAGAGAAAUCAUACCAAAAGCUGCUGAAAAGUGGCCCUGGGAAAAGAAACACAACAAGGGGUUCUUCCGAGGCUCCCGUACGAGUUCGGAACGUGACCCACUGGUCCGUCUGUCACGGUCAGAACCUUCUUUAGUGGAUGCAGAGUACACGAAAAACCAAGCCUGGAAGUCAUUAGAAGAUACGUUGGGAAAGGAACCAGCCGAGGAGAUAAGACUAGAACAACAUUGUGAUUACAAGUAUCUGUUCAAUUUCCGUGGUGUGGCAGCCAGUUUUCGCUUAAAGCAUUUGUUCCUGUGCGACUCGGUGGUGUUCCAUGUUGGAGAAGAGUGGCUGGAGUUUUUCUAUCCGGCCAUGAAACCCUGGGUCCAUUAUAUACCUGUCAAACAGGAUCUUAGUGAUGUAAAAGAACUUUUGGAAUUUGCUAAAGAAAACGAUGACGUUGUUCAUGAAAUAGCUAAAAGAGGACGCAAAUUUAUAUGGGACCACUUACGGAUGGAGGACGUAUCUUGUUACUGGAAGAAAUUGCUUAAGAAUUAUGCCAAACUGCAGAAAUUUAAGCCAACCAGAAACCAGGAUUUCCUUGCAUUGUAGCCAUUGUCAUUUAUUUUCAUAAGAAAUCCAAAAAUCUCAAUGAGUGUAUACAUGGCGCUGUUUUUAUGCCCCCAGAUCGAAAGAUCGGGGGUAUAUUGUUUUUGGCCUGUCUGUCUGUUCGUCCGUCUGUCUGUCUGUCAUUAAUUGUGUGUGUCCCAAAACUUUAACCUUGGUUUCGAGUGGUGAAAGGUCAAGGUCAUCCUUCAAGGUCAAAGGUCUAAAAAACUAAUCCAAGGGAAGUAAUAAGAUUUAAAAGGGUGAUAAUUUAUAAAUGCUAAAUGAUAAUAAUUAUAUUGAAAUUUUAUUUCAAAGCGGCGCAAUAGGGGGCAUUGUGUUUCUGACAAACACAUCUCUUGUUCAACUUAUUAUAUAUGAUAUCGGUGUACUUAUUUUAAAAUAAAAGGGGCUGUAUGCACUUGCCGGAAUAUGUAUACUUAUUCAUAUACAUUUAUUGUGAUUUUUCUCACCUUAAAUAUUCAAGAAAGUGCCAUGAUGAUAAUUAGCAUCACCUAUAUUGAAUGUACUCUUUUAUCUUCUAGGUUGUUAGUAUUGUAUGUGCAUUUAUAUACUCUCUAUUAUAUAUUAAUUAACUGCGUUUUUUUCACAGCGCAUUGUUCAGUUUGAAUGCGCAUUUUGUAUUUAUAUUUCAUUCAGAUUUAAUUAUCAAAAGUUAGCUUUUAAAUAAUGAGUUUGGUUUUCUAAAUUUAUAGGUGUUUCUCAGGAUCAUUUAUAUUGGGCGAAUACAAGACAGAUAGUUUGAAAGCACAAUCAUAUUAUAUGCUUACACAAUGAUGGAGCCAAUUUUUGCAUAGCAUACAUUUAUGACACAGAAAGAAAGAAUAUCUACCCAUUAAAAAAAUUGUAUUAUUUAUAUUGAAAGUGAAUGAUGUUAAUGUCGAUGAAAAAGAUAUUGUCUAUGUUAUUAUGAUUUGUAUUGGGAUGAUAUGGGUUUAUGUUAUAUAAUUCAUUAUAUUUUACGUUUUAUUUAUGUGGGAUUUAAUUAGUAGUACUUUUACGUAGAAAAUAAUUUUGAACCUGUUUAUAAUCGUAAAAUCAAAAGUUUUAAGUUGUAUUUGAAAUAUUAUUCAUGUAACCUAUUGAGGGUGAACAUUUGCUUGCUUGCAUUUUACAAGAGAAUUACAAAUUCGGAUGCCUUUGGGUUUUCCAAAGACGUGUUGCUG